This is a messenger RNA of Ceutorhynchus assimilis (cabbage seed weevil), 3598 nucleotides long. The record is from the annotation of a GenBank genome assembly. Lineage: Eukaryota; Metazoa; Arthropoda; Insecta; Coleoptera; Curculionidae.
CCCGGAGCCGGUAUCGGCGGACUUCGCUUUGCGCGGGCUCUCAAUAAUAUUCCGGUCGUUGUCAGACUUUGGAUGCGUUUUCGCUGUUCCGUUCCGACACCGACGAUCAAUUCGCUGCUCGCUGCCGACUCUGACACAGUCAAAACAACGUCGUCUUUCUCCGGCUCCGGGAAGUUCGGAGUUUUUAAGUGUAUCAGUGCAUAGUGGUUUUUUUUUUCUCAGUGCCAGCACCUAGGAUAUUGAAUUUUUGGAUUUUUCAAUCUAAGUGUUUCUCGUUGGGUUUUUGCUGACCUUUGAAAAGGUGUGGACUUUGGAUAUUGCAAGACGGAUUAACCGUAACUCACAUUUUAUUGGGAAAAGAAGUAAUCAGUGGAUCAUCAAAAGUGGAUUGAAAUGACUUCCCACUACUUCCUACUACUCUUCGGGACGCUGGUGCUUCUAUCAAAGACCAUUGCAGCCGAUCCAGUGCACAUCAUAUCGCAAAACUUGGAACAAACUGUGACCUCAUCUACGCUACAAUGGGUAUCGACUGAUGGAAAAGAUCCUGGCGUUUUACGGUUCGGUGUAGUGGCGGCUUAUCAAACAUCUGAUGUUUCCAACGAACCAGUGCCACCAGAAGGAGGCGAAGGUACUGAUAACGACAUAGUCAAAAAUCACGCUGAACCUGUUUACGUGUGCAGAGCUAAAGUUACUGGUGUAUGGGUAACUGGACAGUUGAGGCCCAAGAACCAUGUCUGUAUAGCCUCUCUCUAUAAAAAAGUAGAGGAGUACCACCAGUUCGAGGUACUCAUCAAUAUCGAUCACGCCGCUAGGCUGAGCUGGGUGGGCAAGAAUAAGUAUACCAACAUACCUCAAGGAGCAGUUACUAGCGGUGAAAACGUUCUCAGAACCUUUGUUGGACGAAAAUCUACUGGUAACCCGAAGAAAACUGGGUCGUUGACUCACUAUGUUGGUACUUUUAACCCAUCAGAAAAUCUUGGCGUUUAUCACUUGGUAGACGAAAGCAAUAUUGAAAUUCCAUUUGAAGAUGGUGACCUUUUAGUUGAAACCGAACCUACUGCAUAUGAAUUCAAACAAAUCAAGUACAGACGUACUGGACGUCGUUUCCCAAAGAAAAAGCUUAUAUUUGGUGAAACUGUUUUGAAAAAUGACGAAGCAGGACUUCAAAAAGUCGACAGCGUAAUGACUUAUAAUUAUACUUAUUUCCUCAGUUGGGGAAAAGGUCAUGGAAUGCUCACAGGGUUACCAUAUACGGUACUUUUGCCUAAUGGUGGCAAAGUAGAAAGCAUAUGGGCUCUGCCAAAACCUCAAGAAAAAGUUGAAACCAUUCCAGUUGAAAAAUUGCUGGAAGAAGGCACUGCAGUAAAUAUUACACUGGUUGGAAACUAUACGGAAUUGGAAAUUCCUUAUAUUGCCACUGUUGUUGCCUUAUAUAAAGACGGUGAACGUUUAGAAUUCACCAUUGAAGACAUCAAACGAGAAAAUAAAGUUAUCGAUAUUGGUUUUGAGUUUAGUCCAGUUUACUUUUUGCACAACAACAGUUUCGUUCCAACUACUACGACUACCACAACCACUACUACCACUACAACCACAACCACUACUAGAACCACAUCGACCACCCAAGAUGUUACUCCCAUGGUAUCUCCAGAAGUUGUUAUCCGAAGAAAACAAGAGGAGCUGCAUGCUGCAAGCAAGACAAGUGAUAAUUUAAACGACGAAGAUAAUACCAUUCGAAUUGCUUCAUCAUUGGAAAAGAAGCCAGAUCGUCCUGCUUCUAGUGCUACUUCUUUAGUGUCCUUGCUUAGUUCUGUCUACGUCAUACUCACGGUUACCCUUAGGCUAUUAUAAGUUACCAUUAAUGGCCAAAACAAAAAUUAUCUUAGCAUCAGAAGGCUUGUUUUAUUGAUCAUUAUUUAGUAUGCUGAUUUUUGAUUGAAACCUUGUUUAGUGCGCGGUGUAUAUAGACUUGUAAAUACGGAAAGUGGACAUUGUGCCGAGGAUUUAGACUUUUUUUUUUUGGUGAUAAUUUUUGUAUUCGUCCAAAUCUGUCUUCGGUGGGGAUCUUCUUAGGUUUAAGUGGCAAAUUUUUGUUAUGUGAUUUAUAAAGGUCACUAUUACCAAAUAAGUAUAUUGUUUUCCGUUUUGUUAUUUAAUUUUAUUAUUUUUAAUUAUUUAUGUUUUAAUUUUGGACCUUUGCAAAAUCAUAUGGCGAAAGUUUGAUCAGGAAUAUUAACACGUAGAUUAACGCUAUUUUUUUUUUUUUGGAUUAGUACUUUUAUUACUCCUAAGUAUAGCCAUUAAAAAUGGUAAAAAAAAUACUUUCUACGUUUAUCGCCCAAAAUUUAUUUUACUGAUCGAACUCAGUAUUUCAGGUAUAAGUUAAUCAUAAAACAGUGUAUAGUUGAAGCGUUAGUUUACAAUUAAUAUUUCCUUUUGCAACAAUUUUUUCCUUUUUGUAAAGACCCAUAGAUUUAUUAAAAAAGUUUAACUAAAACAGAGUAUGGUAACAAAUGCCCAAAUCAUCAGAAAGUGGGACUAUUACAAAAUUGUCCAUGCAAACCAUGCUUAGUGUUCAGUUUAAUCAUAAUAAACUUAUUCCAAAUUCAAUUGAGAUAUAAUAUAGUCAGUCUCUGUUACUAAUUAAAUAGAUGUUUCCAAUCUUUCAAGCUUUUACUCAGAAUCGAGUGGUGUUAAGCAAGUUUUGACAAGCACUAAUUUGCAUCUUUCUAGAGAAUACUAAAAGUUAUAAGUAUGACAAUUAAAACACUGAUUUAAUAAUAUUAGAUAUUUGUUUUAGCAGUAAGGAAAAAGUAGCAAAAAAAGAAGAAAAACUAUAUUUUGCAGGAAAACGAAAUGUAAAAAGGUAGUAGCGCAUGGUAUAUAUUUUUGCUAAGAGUAAUGGCGUUUGUGUUCAGUAUUGACAUGUUUAAUGUACAAAUAUAUCGUUGUAAUAAUGAAGGCAUCUAACAAAAUGAAUAAAAGGCUAAAGGAACGACACUAAUCAAAGAAACAGUGAUAAUAUAAAAAAUGAUGAGUAAAUUCAUUCCAUUUUAUAGAUGUGUUAAGUACAAAAGCUAAACAUUUCUUCUAGGAUAGAGUAACCUAUGGCUUCUACAUUUCCAGUACUAAAUGAAUAUUAUUCCAAAAUAUGUGAUAAUGUAAACAUAUUCAUCUAUACUUAUUUACAAAAUCUACAAUAACCAACUCUAUUUAUUUUAUUGAAUACUAAAGUGCUGACCGAUGAACAAUAGGUAAGCUGAAGUUUACUUAAAAUUUAAACUCUAUUGUGAAUUCUAUAAAAUUUGGCUCUAUUACAAUAAAACAGUCAUUGUUCGUUGUGUUCCCGAAGGCUUCAAAAAAUUUGGCAGGUAAAGAAUAAUUUUUAUCGGUAUUUUGCUACCGAUACUGAUGGAUAAUUAUUCAAAGUAUAAUACUACCAUUUCUGAAUAACUUAAUAUUAAUAUAUAGAAACGGAAGUAUUUUCCGAAAAUAAUUAUGAAGGGACUGACAUGUAUAAAGAAUGAUUUAAUACCUUUCUAUUGACUUUCAAUGUACAUUUCAUGUAUUAUGUAGAUAUAAUAAAACACAGAAAUCCAUG